CCAAAAAUUUCUGUGAUGUCGAUAUUACCCUUUAUCCCAAACCUUCAUUUUGCCGCCACGGGAGUUCAACAGCAACCAAGGCCGCCUCCAAUGGCGACGGUGCCAACCUACGGCCUUCGUCGGCUGAACUCCGGCAGGCCAUGGAUGCAGAAUUUCCGCAGGUCCUCUAUUCUCUCCUCUGCAAUUCCUGCAAUUCAGGAUUCAGAGGAAUCGCAGUUCGACAGUCCAAAACCUAAGACUCAAUCCUACUUUCCAAAGCGAGGUCAGACCUUGGAGCUCGUCUGCGAAUCCCUGGCUUUCAAAGGAAAGGGCCUGUGCAAGGUGGCUGACACUGGCUUCGUUGUGCUCUGCGACCGUGCACUCCCCGGUGAACGCUUCGUUGGCCGCGUCACUCGCAAGAAAGGGAACUACGCCGAGGUGACUAAGGUGGAGACAAUAUCUCCUCACUGGGACAUUGUGGAUGCCCCAUGUGAAUAUGCUUCAAAUUGUGGAGGUUGUAAGACACAAAAUUUAUCAUAUGAGGCCCAGGUCAGAGCAAAGGAACAGCAAGUCCAGGAGUUGGUGAUACAUGUUGGAAAGUUUUCUGAUAAAGAUCCUGAAUUCUCUAGUAUCAUGAAGCCAAUUGUUCCUUGCGAUAUUCAAUUUCAUUACAGGAAUAAGAUGGAGUUCUCUUUUGCUACCCAAAAAUGGUUACCUAGAGAACUGUUACACGAGAAGGAAGAUGGUGCCAGUGGUUAUGCACUGGGACUGCAUGCCCCUGGCUUUUUUGAUAGGGUUCUGAAUGUCAACAAAUGCUUAUUGCAAAGUGAGCCAGCCAAUACGGUUCUCGCAGCUAUUCAAGAAUGUUGGAGAGAUCCACAAUUCGGCCUAUCUCCAUAUAAUGUUCAUUCUCAUGAUGGAUUUCUUAAGCAUCUGGUACUAAGAACGGGCAGGGAUAUCAAGACCGGUCUACCUGAACUUAUGGUUAAUUUUGUAACUUCAUCUUACAAGCCAGAGCUGCUGAAUCCCCUUGUUGAAAAGAUUUCAGCUAUUCCUGAAGUGGUAAGCAUUGUAAACAACAUAAAUACUUCUGUUGGUAGUACAUCUGUUGGUGAGCAGGAAUAUAUUUUGCAUGGGAAGUCUGCCAUCACUGAACUCUUGAGAGGGCUCACAUUUCAAAUUUCAGCCAACUCCUUUUUCCAAACAAAUACACAUCAGGCAGAGGUGCUGUAUAAACUUAUAGAAGAUUGUGCUGGUCUUAGAGGUGACGGCUCUGAAAUUGUUCUUGACCUGUUUUGUGGAACUGGAACCAUUGGUCUAACACUUUCCAGAAGGGUAAGGCAUGUUUAUGGCUAUGAAGUAGUGGCUCAAGCUGUUUCAGAUGCUCGUCGGAAUGCCAAGCUGAAUGGUAUCUGUAAUGCCACAUUUGUUGAAGGGGAUCUUAAUAAAAUUGGUGAAAACUUUGGCAAGGAUUUCCCUAAGCCUGAUGUUGUCAUUUCAGAUCCAAACCGCCCAGGCAUGCACAUGAAGCUCAUUAAAUUUCUUCUAAAGCUCAAGGCGCCACGCAUUGUUUACGUCUCAUGUAAUCCUGCCACAUGUGCACGCGACCUUGAUUACCUUUGUCAUGGUGUGGUGGAGCAAAAUAUUGAAGGAUGUUACGAACUGAAAAGCUUACAGCCUGUGGACAUGUUCCCGCACACUCCACAUAUUGAGUGUGUUUGCCUGUUGGAGCUUCGUUGAUCCUUGCUUGUUGCCAAGCGCUAAGAAUGGCCAAGCUCAGCCGCAGAAGGUAGCUCUGGUUGGAAGAAGACUCAGAAUAAAGAAGGGUAGGCUGCUUGUAUUUUGGUACAACACAAUUUUUUGAGAUGAGUAAUGGCUGUAUGUUGCUGAGAACAAUAGCAAUAACAUUAUUUUUGUAGCUUUGAAAUAGGCUUGUACAUCAUAUAACAUUAUGAAGAAUUUGCUAAAGUUGAUAUUCUAAUGUGUUUGGACACAAA
Molecule: messenger RNA, 1976 nt
Organism: Vitis riparia (riverbank grape)
Lineage: Eukaryota; Viridiplantae; Streptophyta; Magnoliopsida; Vitales; Vitaceae
Exons: 11
Coding region: 16-1719 (567 amino acids)
Biological process (GO): RNA processing
Source: RefSeq, a predicted model, not a curated record